Molecule: messenger RNA, 2156 nt
Organism: Capsicum annuum
Lineage: Eukaryota; Viridiplantae; Streptophyta; Magnoliopsida; Solanales; Solanaceae
Product: protein ACCELERATED CELL DEATH 6-like
Exons: 3
Coding region: 328-2067 (579 amino acids)
Cellular component (GO): plasma membrane
Molecular function (GO): protein phosphatase 1 binding; protein phosphatase regulator activity
Source: RefSeq, a predicted model, not a curated record
CGACUGCUCUACUUGUUUGUUUUUAUGAGAAAAAAAUCAUAAGACGAAGUGAAUCUUAAGAGAUCCAAGCAUUCUUUUUGUCUUAGGUGGUUUAAUAAGUUCUUAAAACUGUUUAUGUUCAUGAUAUUCUUUCACUUUUGACACGAAAGAGAAAUACGAAAACAUCAAAAUCCCUUUCUUGUGAUCAAGGCAAACACCAGAUCCCUUUCUUCUUUGGGAUUCAUUAAGAAUCUAAUUAGUUUUUCCUAUAUAAUAAUGUUUCAUCCAGAGAAAGGACUCACAGGAUUGUCAUUGUGAGUUCUUGGAUAAAACUCCAAAUCAAAGGGAAUGGAUCCGACCCUAUAUAAUGCUGCGAUGAGAGGCAAUAUCGGAGAUGCCAAUUUUCUACUUGCUGAUCAUCUGAAAAGGGAUGAAGAAAAUGGCUACCAAGUCACUCCAAAGGGAAACACGGUCCUCCAUGUCGCAGCCCUCUAUGGCCACUCCCAUUUUGUGGAAGAAGUCCUUAAGAUUACUCCAGCAUUGUUUUGCUGUCAAAACAAGAAAAAUGAAACCGCUCUUCACAUAGCAGCUAAUGAAGGGCACACUGAAGUAGUACGUGUGCUACUUGCAUGUGUCGAAGAUCAUAAUACUAAGGAGAAACUCACGAGGAUGAUGGAUGCUAGUGGAGAUACAGCGCUGCACAAGGCCGUGAGGAGCCAACAUCUAGAUGUGGUUAAGCUCUUGGUGACAGAAGAUCCUGAAUUUGAAUUUCCGCCUAACCAUGCGCAGGAGACGCCACUGUAUCUGGCGGCUGAAUCUGGUUUUCAUGAUGCUUUGAUUAAAAUUUUGGAAUCCUUCAAGAAACCAACUUAUGUUGCAGGUCCAUCUAAUAGAACGCCUCUGCAUGCAGCAGUAAUUCAGGAACAUAAAGAUUGCAUUAGAUCACUAUGGCGUUGGAAUAAACCUUUAUGCGAGGAACCUGACUUAUGGGGUUGGAAUUCACUGCACUAUGCUGUUAAAUUAGGAUUGACGGACGUAGUAUCUGAUAUGCUGGAGUGGAAAAAAUCCUUAGUGUACCUUCCGGCAGGCAGUGAAAAUGACUGGACUACAGCAAUUCACAUUGCAGCCAGUCAAGGUUACGUAUACAUGAUAUAUAAGCUAUUAAAUCAGUGCCCUGAUUGUUGGGAUAUGCUUAACAGCAACAAUCAAAAUGCUCUUCAUGUUGCCGUAUUGAACAAUCAAGACAAUGUAGUCCGCUUCUUAUUAGACUCUGAUAAGUGCAGCAGCCUUGUUGAUGAGCCAGAUAGCGACGGCAACACUCCUCUCCAUUUGCUUGCUGCCUCUGAUAACCAUGUGCCUGAAUUAAUAAACCAUCCUAGAGCAAAGAAGAUGUCAUUUAACAAACAAAACCAGACUCCACUUGAUAUAGCAUUGUCAUGCAAAGCGACAACAAAGAAGGAGAAAUUGGUGGAGGAUUUGUUUAGCAAUGGCCUAUUUGGAAAACGUGACUUUGAGGUAAAGCGGAAGUACAAGUCCAUGUCCAAUCCAAAUGAUCAAACGGGUAUAGGAGUCGCAAUGCAACUGAGGAAAGAUGAUCAAGAUAAAGCUGAAAACGCAGAUCAAACAGUAAUUGAAAGUAUUAUGAAAGUAGCUCAAAUCCAUAUUGUUGUGGCCACUUUGAUAAUGACAGUCACUUUCGCCGCUGGUAUCACAUUGCCAGGAGGUUUUGAGAGCAACUCUGAUAGCCCUAAUCAAGGGAUGGCGAUUCUAAUAAGGAAAACAUCAUUUCGUGCAUUUGUUGUUUCCAAUGCCAUUGCCUUCACAUUCUCAGCUGUUGCCAUAUUCAUCUACUUCCUCAUGGCAGCUCAAAGUAGAAUUCCUCAACGGAAAAAAAUUGUAUGGAAGUUUUAUAAUCUCGCAGCUAUUUUUCAGUGCUUGUCAAUGUUAGCAGUAGUGAUUGCAUUUGCAACUGGUAUGUUUGCUACUUUAUCACAUUCACUUGGUCUUGCCGUUACUGUCUAUUUCAUAAGUUGCCUCUCUAUUUUAUUGUACUUCUUGGUUGUUAUUUAUAGUUGUAGAUAUAUAUGAUGAGAGUGAGAUGAAGAAUGUAAGCCAGUAGCUACUACUUGUACUUAUUGCUUGCAUAUAUAUAAUUCAACUACAUAUUUCAGUUUUUA